AUGAUCAAUGAAAAUCAUAAGUUCCUCUCCGGGGACGUUGCUGAUAGUGCUAAGAUUUCUAUUUUUGUUGAUUAUAAUAAGACAAUUAACCAAGUUGCUAGAAUUGGCUUCCAGAAAGGAGUAUGGGGAUAUCUCACGCCCUUCAGUCGAAGAGAAUGUAUGUGUAAAGAUCUGCAAGCACAUCCUCGUUUGGGUAGAAGAGCAAACAUAUUGGAUAGCUUCGUACUUCUGAUGCUGGGCUUUGAAUUGGAUCUAUAUUCUCCUAGUGAAUAUUGCAUGGCGUAUUGGUACAUACAUGUCAUUCUGAUGAAACUUGCAGAGAAAAUACAUAUCAAAAUGAUGAUGAGCAAUGAAAACAGUCGACGGAAAACAAAGAAGAAGAGAGAUUUUGAGAGGGACAUAGGACAGGACCAUCAUACUCCCCCUGCUGUCUUAUUGUUCCAGUGCUACAUCUACAUUGCUGAAGGUCUUAUGCUGGUAAUGAUGCUGGAUGUUGCUUUUGAAAUCUUCCGACACUUCUGCUUUCUGACCAGGUCGACGGAAAACAAAGAAGAAGAGAGAUUUUGUGAGGGACAUAGGAAAGGACCAUCAGACUCCCCCUGCUGUUUUAUUGUUCCAGUGCUACACUACUUUGCUGAAGCUGAGCUUCGCCGAAUAGAGCAGGUUGCAGAGCACAAUGGUAUUGCCCUAAACCUUAUUUGCCGGUUAGGGACUCUUGAGCCAUCACUUAAAGUUUCUUUCGAAUUCACCCACCAUCCUUACCUUGCAGUUGCUGUCGUGAAGAGAUCUUGA
Molecule: messenger RNA, 792 nt
Organism: Fraxinus pennsylvanica
Lineage: Eukaryota; Viridiplantae; Streptophyta; Magnoliopsida; Lamiales; Oleaceae
Source: the annotation of a GenBank genome assembly